AUGGCAAACAGGACAACAAGGCCUAAUGAAUUCACAUUGCUAGGACUGACUGAUAAUCCUAAGAGUCAGGUUAUCCUAUUUGUGUUCUUCUUGAUAGUUUAUAUUCUCACAAUUCUAGGAAAUUCUCUGUUGGUCAUCACAAUUACAUUGUCUACAUCUCUUCAUACUCCAAUGUACUUCUUCCUGCGAAAUCUUUCAGUUGUAGAUAUUUGCUUCUCCACCUCCACAGUCCCAAAGCUGUUGUCAGACUUUUUAUCGGACGUAAAACAAAUUUCCUUUUUUGGCUGUGUGGCCCAACUCUACUCUUUUAUAUCCUUUGGGGGAGUUGAAUGCAUUCUACUUGUUGCUAUGGCAGGCGACCGCUAUGUGGCUAUAUGCAUGCCCCUACUUUAUUCUAAAGUAAUGAGCUGGAAGAUAUGUACAAUCAUGACUACAACAUGUUGGAUACUUGCUCUAUUAAAUUCUCUUGCCCAUACUGUCUUCACAUUCCGGCUACCGUUCUGCAAAUCUAGAGUUUUAAACCACUUCUUCUGUGAUAUCCCACCACUCCUGGCCUUGUCCUGUGCUGAUACAACCAUUAAUGAAAUUGUGGUGUAUACUGCUGGAGGGUCUGUAAUCAUGGGGUCCUGUUUGUUAACGCUUACAUCAUAUAUUUUUAUUGUUAGAGAAAUUUUAAAAAUCCAGACAGCCUCAGGAAGACUGAAAGCAUUUUCAACUUGUGCCUCUCAUUUGGCAGUUGUGACACUUUAUUUCGGAACAAGUGUCUUCACAUACAUACGCCCUACAUCUACCUAUUCUCUUGACCAAGACAGGGUUGUUCCAGUUCUGUAUGGUAUUAUUACUCCUAUGCUAAACCCAAUCAUAUAUAGCUUUAGAAAUAAAGAUGUGCAUGGAGCAUUAACAAAAAUAAUUUUAAGAUGUCACCAAUCAACUGCACAAUAA
Molecule: messenger RNA, 942 nt
Organism: Nanorana parkeri
Lineage: Eukaryota; Metazoa; Chordata; Amphibia; Anura; Dicroglossidae
Product: olfactory receptor 5V1-like
Exons: 1
Coding region: 1-942 (313 amino acids)
Biological process (GO): G protein-coupled receptor signaling pathway
Cellular component (GO): membrane
Molecular function (GO): olfactory receptor activity; G protein-coupled receptor activity
Source: RefSeq, a predicted model, not a curated record